This is a messenger RNA of Drosophila subobscura, 2430 nucleotides long. It is a transcript of the gene Ypel, whose product is annotated as protein yippee-like CG15309. The record is from RefSeq and is a predicted model, not a curated record. The coding region runs from base 664 to 1008 and encodes 114 amino acids. NCBI's taxonomy places the organism in Eukaryota, Metazoa, Arthropoda, Insecta, Diptera, Drosophilidae. The transcript is spliced from 3 exons.
CUGUUAGGUGCAAGUGCAAAUCGAAUGCUGUUAAUGAACAGGUGCUGUUAAAGGCAGAAUAUGAGCGCAGCGCAAACAAAUGCGAAAUAGAAACAAUGCAAACUUCUACUUCAGCAUUAAAGUGAAGAAACGGGUACGUUACCACGGACAAAGUGCCUUUUUCAGUGGGUCGUCGUUGCUGCCUCUUUUUUUGUUCUCGGUGUGUGUGGUGGUGUGUGUGUUUGGUUGUGCAUCGCACUUGCAUUCUCCUCUGUGUCUAAAAAAAAAAAAACAACAAAACCUUUGGCUGUCGGGGAAAUUCGAUAUAACAUAACUUGGAAUCGGAAGGGCCAGACAAAGGCAUCGUCGUCGUCGUCAUCUCGGUAUCAGCAGCGGGACAGGAACGCCACUGUAAUCGUUCAAUGACAGCAGCCGCAGCAGUUUCUGCUGCUGCCUUCGCCGCUGCAGCAGAGAGCAGUUAACGACCGAGCAGCGGGUCCAGGUCCAUCUGAGUGAAGAGAGCAGAGACUGUGUCCGUGGUCUUUUGGUCGUGGCCCAAGCAGCGGCCAUCGAUAAAUUCAAGAGAUCCAAAGAGAAAAGAAAACAAAAGGGAAAUUGAAUAUUGGAAGCCUCAUUGGAAGUGCUGAAGCCUCAGAAGAAGGAACUCUUUCAGCAGCCGAAAAAAUGGUGAAAACGUUUCAGGCCUAUCUACCGUCCACCAAUCGGACCUACUCAUGUGUUCACUGCCGCGCCCACCUCGCCUCCCACGACGAACUCAUCUCAAAGUCGUUUCAGGGCAGCCAGGGCCCGGCCUACCUCUUCAAUUCGGUGGUGAACGUGGCCUGUGGCCAGACGGAGGAGCGGGUCCUACUCACGGGACUCCACGCCGUCGCCGACAUCUACUGCGAGUGCUGCAAGACGCCGCUGGGCUGGAAGUAUGAGCACGCCUAUGAGUCCAGCCAGAAGUACAAGGAGGGGAAGUUCAUUAUCGAGCUGGCGCACAUGAUCAAGGAGAACGGCUGGGACUGAACACGCACGUGCAGUGCGGAUUGGCGGAUGUCAGGCAGCCGUCGGCAUGGGUUAAAGCAGCAAAAUGGCCGAAACAGCAGCAUCAACAGCAGCAACAAAGGAAACACACACACACAAACACACAGCGUGGACAACGAGUGGGAGGCGUUGGAAGAAGUGCCAGUGCGAGCAUGAGCGGAAUAGCUGUUGAUGGAUUGUGUUGAUGCUCAACAGAGGUCGAUUAACAGUUGUAAUGAGAACGGGACGAGAUCAGCGAGAGAACGCGAAGGCAAUGAUCAGGCAGUUGUGUAGUGUCAAGGGCAAGGUCAAAGGCAAGGCAAGGCAAGGCAAGGCAAGGCAGGGCAAGGUCAAGGGAAAGGCAGCCGGCAGUGGAGAGAGUAAAUUCGAUACACAAUUGAGAGAGAGAGUUAUAUGGUACCAGAGUACAUAUAAGUACAUGUGUAUGCUAUUAGUGCACAAAUCGUCGUAUCUAAUGCAAACAUAACACAACCCACCCACAUGAACACACACACUAACGCCGAUAUGUACAUACAUAUACACACACACACACACAAUGCGUAAAUGUGCGCAUUGAUAUGUACUUAUGUAAAUACAUAUUUUCACAUAAAAGGAUAGAAACACGCUUAAACGGCCCUAGGGGUAAUCUCUGCGCCGGCUGCAGUGUGCCUGUUUGGAGCUGUAUAUGUAUGUACGUACGUGUGUAUGUAUGUACAUAUUUUUACAUCAAGCUUUUGAGCAUUUUCAUAAUUUCAUCUCGCUUUUUGUUCGCGUAAGCUUCCUUUCCCCUCAUUUAUAUAUCAAAUAAUGCAAGAAGCUGAUGGACUUGCGUUAAAUUUAUGUUCAGUCAAUCAGUUGAACGGGAAAACUGCGUACUGACAGACACACACUCAUACACUAACACACUCACACACAUUCAUGCGCAUACACAACAACUUGCACUGCCAAAAAACAGGAUAAAUGUUUAGCAAUAAAAUAAAAUUGAUCAUUGAACACAAGGCAUGCAAACAAAAAAGAAAUCGGAAUCUACACAUGCAUAAACAGGCAUAGACAUACUCAGGCGACACACACACACACAAACACACACACACACACAAACACACACACACACACAUUUUCAACAUAGUUGGUAUUUAAAAAUGUAAUUAAAAUUAAUUAUUUAAUGCAAUUUACCAUGAAAGAAAUGUGAGAUAGACAUAAACUGAAAAAUUGAACAACGUUUAUAACUGUACGCGAACAGCAAAUGCGUAACGCACGUGUAAGAAUUGUCGAGAACGAGCACGAGAACGAUGUGGAGGUGGAGAUCCCACAAAAAUGGUCUGAACGGUGAGAUUCGAAAUUGCUCCCAGUGGAAUUUAAUGCAAUGAUGUGUGGAUUCGUGUGAAUCCACUCAAUCGAAACGCAAUGGGCGAGAUGUGAAUAGAA